Lacerta agilis (Sand lizard) is the source of this 1653-nucleotide messenger RNA. RefSeq names its product XK related 9 (gene XKR9). The transcript has 4 exons. NCBI's taxonomy places the organism in Eukaryota, Metazoa, Chordata, Lepidosauria, Squamata, Lacertidae. Gene Ontology annotation, biological process: engulfment of apoptotic cell; apoptotic process involved in development; phosphatidylserine exposure on apoptotic cell surface. The record is from RefSeq and is a predicted model, not a curated record. The coding region runs from base 413 to 1558 and encodes 381 amino acids. Gene Ontology annotation, cellular component: plasma membrane.
ACGGGCGUUUCAGUUUUCAUUCUUUCCCACACCCUUUUACCUUUUCCUGGUUGUAGAUUGCAAAGUAUCACAGUUCAACUGUGUAAAACAUCCAGACUUUCAAGGCACCUCUCUCUAUGGAUUUGCUACUGGAAUGUUUAUUUAUCUGGCAAGUUUUAAGGACUUAUCAGGAAGAAUCAGCUUCACCAGUACCAUUCAAUGUGCAUAUGGAUAUGUACGCAAAUGGAUCUUUAGUACUGAAACAGAGCUAAUCUAUUUGAGUAUCUGUGGUUUUGAUUUAAUUUGCCACUUCAACAAAUACACACCCCAAUUUCCCCAAGGAGAAAUACGCUCACAUAUUUUCUUACUAUGUGAUACAAUGAGAAACGGCUUAUUUUGCUUCUGACCUGAGAUGACAUGAUCAAUCAAGACAAUGAGAUAUACAAAGCAAGAGUUUGCUACGAUGGUUCUUGGAAUUGUGGUUUAUGUUGCGGAUGUUGGAGCAGAUCUCUGGGUAGCAAACAAAUAUUUCCGUGAGGGACAGUAUCUCUGGUGUGCCUUGACAUUGGCCACAGUGCUUCUUUCAUCACUAGUUGUCCAGUAUUUCAGUUACACUUGGUUUAAAGAUGAUGGUACUGACAAGCUGAGUUGGAUUUCUUCAUUACAUCUCUUACAAGCUGGAAUAUUGACAAGGUACUGGGCUGCGCUGAAAUGUGGCUACCAGGCAGCAUUUAAAACAAACAACUCAGAAGAUGGAUUGAUUGAUGGUUGCACCAGCCCCAUUCACAAGAUUGCCAUUUGUGCAAUGACUGAUAUAAGUAUGCUCAGACUAUUUAAGGCAUUUCUGGAAAGCACACCCCAGCUCAUUCUUCAGAUCUAUAUCCUGAUGACAUCUGACAGUUCUACCCCCAGCCAGUAUGCAACCAUUGCAAUGUCUUUCUGCAGCAUUUCCUGUGCAACUGUGGACUAUCAGAUAGCUUUACGAAAAUCCCUGCCUGAGAAAAAAAACUUUCCAGGGAUAUUUUCCAAAUUAAUGUAUCUUUUCUAUAAACUGUUGACUUUGACUUCCUGGAUACUCUGCAUCGCUCUGGUUACCGUACUAAGUGUAACAUCUCUUGUUCUACUUGUGUUUCUUUGGCUUUUGAGUAUAUGUUGGGUCCUGAAGCAACACACGACAUUUUGUACAUCCAAAGGACCAGAAAUUGUCUACAGGACUAUUGUGGGAAUCAUUCUUAUUUUUACCUUUUUUAAUGUCAAGGGAGAAAAGACCAAAAUACCUCUGAUUGUUUAUUAUACUACUCGGGGGUUUAUAACCGCAACAAUAGUGUAUGUUUGCGUGUCCUGCAAAUCAGUGUUUAAUGGGAAAAUAUAUUUGUUAUCUGUAAUCAUGGUGGUCGUUAUCACCCUAAUAUCGGGCAUCAUUUUUCUUAUUUCAUAUUAUGCAUGUUUUCAUCCUAGGAAUUUUUACACACAAGAUGUAGUUGAUGGACCAGGAAUUUAUUACACACAAGAGGUAACUGAUGGACCAGGAAGUGGAAGAACAGAAAACUGUAGAAUGAGGGGAUUCCUGAUGCAAUAAAUCUCACGACAAUUGUCUGCUGCUGCUGCUAUGCUUCUUUUUAUUUAAUAAGAUAUGAUAGCCAUCUUCAAAUAUCUAAAGGGCUGUCACAUGCA